This is a messenger RNA of Pseudomassariella vexata, 5738 nucleotides long. RefSeq lists its product as uncharacterized. NCBI's taxonomy places the organism in Eukaryota, Fungi, Ascomycota, Sordariomycetes, Amphisphaeriales, Pseudomassariaceae. The record is from RefSeq and is a predicted model, not a curated record. Gene Ontology annotation, cellular component: cell division site; mating projection tip. Gene Ontology annotation, molecular function: small GTPase binding; actin binding. Gene Ontology annotation, biological process: barbed-end actin filament capping; mitotic actomyosin contractile ring assembly; actin filament bundle assembly. The transcript has 2 exons. Bases 265 to 5496 code for a protein of 1743 amino acids.
GACUGAAGGUAGCCACACGCAAUACCUAACUCAUACCGACGCCCACCUAGCCAACCUUGCCUAGACGACCUACCAGCCCUAGGCUGCAUCUAGGGCUUGUCGAAGACGCUCGAUCGCUCGACCGAGUCCCAGGUUGCCCCCCCCCCCCGUACCCGUCGGGAAACCCGCACGGAAGACCUACAAGGCUUGGAUAAACUACAUCAAGCAGCAACUGGAAGGAGCCAUUGGAGCAUUGGCGAUUUAUCGCCUCCCAACACCAUCACCAUGUCGUCUGCCGACAAAUUCAGACAGUCGUCUGGCGGCAAAGGAGGCUUUUUCUCCCGAAGCAAGCAUAAGAGCGGCGACAAGCGCAAUCCUAACGAGGACAACUACGACGCGGCAUCCGUUCAUUCGCAGUCGCGUCCCUCUCACUCGAGACAUACCAGAGACUCGUCGGUAGUGUCGAUUGACCGUCCCACUACCCCCGAGAUGGGUGUCAACAACACGGCCGGCGUCAUCACGGCCAUUCCAUACGAUGCCACCCAUGCAGAUAGACGAAGUCCGAUACCUAUUGAAUACCUGCCGCGGGCUGAACAGAUGCCGGUGAGGCGGGACCCUCUACCGCAUCAACUUAAUAAGUCUACCAGUGAUUAUCACCAGUACCCUUCUUUCGACGCUAACGCCCUCGCAAACAUGGCGAGUACUCACCUCUCGGGACCACGCCCUCCUCCGCCAGCCACGGCCAAUAUCACCAUGGCGUCGACGGGCCAGAGGAACACUCAGUUCCAGCAAUGGGGACCGGGGCAGGCCACGCAGAUGCCUCGCGGUAGUUAUGCCAGUUCCACGCAUUCUCAAUACCCCCAGAGAUACGACUCGUAUGCACCGUCUUUCGGGAGAGCCUCAAGGGAAAGCGACCAGGCCAGCAUAUUUUCAGGUAAUGGAGGACCCCCUGACCUUGCCACCACACCGCGCUCAUCGAGACUGUUACCAGCACUGCCCAGUGCCGCUUCGCAGAGCUCCUUUGCCUCCCACCAAUCCGAUAGAUCUUCGCACCGUUUAACCAAGUUUCCAGGCGGCGGAUAUUCGCCCGCAGCCACGGGUCCCGAAGGCUUCAACCUCACCCGACCGGACGACGACAGGGUCACCGAGCAGAUGUUCUACGAGCUGAUGCAGAAGCGAGGAUGGCACAACCUCCCGGAACAGGCCCGGCGCCAGAUGAUGGCAUACCCCCCUUCCAAGAAAUGGACCCUGAUUUACCAAGACCGCCUUACCGAAUGGCAGGGCGAACAGAAGAGGAGACAAACCGCAAAGAUAGGCCAAUAUUCCAACGUUGACAUCACUGUCUUCUCCGACGAAGAGGGAUCGCCGGAAUGGUAUGUGCGCAAGGUCAUGGACAACAGCCUGGAUGCGAAGGGAUUGGGAAGCCUCGAGGUCAACCUAAGAACACAACAAAUAGGUUGGGUGAAACGCUUCAUCGAAUGUCAAGGUCAGGUGGCUCUCACAAACGUGCUUCUUAAGAUUAAUCGCAAGACUGCCAUGGGACCUGCGCAACCAACCGACCCAAAGGGCAGCGAAAAGAAUCUCGAUAAGGAGUACGACAUUGUCAAGUGCUUGAAGGUUUUGCUAAACAACAAAUACGGCGCCGACGAUGCUUUGGCUCACCAGCAAGUCGUCGUGGCCUUGGUGACGUCCCUCAUCUCUCCGAGGUUGACAACAAGAAAGCUCGUCAGCGAUGUUUUGACUUUCUUGUGUCACUGGGAGGAGGGGAACGGACACCUCAAGGUCAUCCAGGCCAUGGAUGUGGUCAAGACCCAACAGAACGAGAACGGCCGUUUCGAUGCUUGGAUGCGCCUUGUCGAGGUCACUGUCGACGGCCGUGGAAAGAUGGGCAGUCUCGUCGGAGCCAGUGAGGAAGUCCGGAGCGGCGGCAUAGGCAUGGAGAACCUCCUCAUGGAAUACGCCGUUGCCACGCUCAUUCUUGUCAACAUGAUCAUCGAUGCGCCAGAGAGAGAUCUCACACUCCGUAUGCAUAUCCGGGCGCAGUUCGGUGCUUGUGGGAUCAAGCGGAUCCUCACCAAGAUGGAUGCGUUCCAGUAUGACCUCAUAGACAAGCAGGUCGAACGAUACCGCACCAACGAAGCCAUUGAUUAUGAGGACAUGCUUGAGAAAGAGAACAGCAGUAUCAAGGACAGUAUCGAGGGCGAGGUCAAGGAUUUGAACGACCCAACCCAGAUCGUAGAUGCGAUUCAGCAACGCUUGCAAGGCACAAAGACCCAAGACUACUUCGUCUCUGCGUUGCAGCACCUGCUUCUCAUCCGCGACAACGACGGAGAGGAAAGGUUACGCAUGUUCCAGCUUGUAGACUCGAUGCUCAGUUAUGUGGCCAUGGAUCGGCGGUUGCCGAACAUGGACCUCAAGCAGAGUCUCAACUUUACAGUACAAAGCCUGUUAGAUAAGCUGCACACCGACUCAGAGGCGCGACAGGCUCAGGAUGAGGCCUUAGAGAGCCGCCAGAUCGCCGACGCCGCUAUGGCCGAGCGUGACGAUAUGAGGGCACAGCUAGAAUUAGGAGCAGACGGCUUAGUAUUAAAACUUCAGAAGCAAUUGGAGGAACAGUCGAGGUUUAUCGAGGCUCAGAAGCGUCAAGCUGACGGCUUGAAAGCUGAGCUCGAAAACAUGCAGACGGUGCGGUCCAAGGAGGCUCAGCGCUACGAGCUUGAAACGCGCGAGUUGUACCUAAUGUUGAGAGACGCGCAGGAUGUGGCAGCUUCGCAGGCUGUUAAGAGCAGCGCCGGCACCAGUGGCAACACCAAGCUUGUUGAUGAGGAUCCUGCCCGUAUGCAGGGCAUUCUAGAUCGCGAAAGGCUCAUGGAAAGGCUGCAAAUGCAGAUCGAGCGUCAAAAGACGCAAUACAAGCUGGAGGGCAGAGUCUGGGGCGACAAUGUCGGCCCAUCAGAUCGGUUACGCGCCCUGCGCGAGGAGAUGGAUGGGUUCUCGGCGCCGGAAGGUGCUGGGCUUCCGCCUGCCGGUUUCACUAACAGCGGUAUGUUUGGUACUGUAAACAGGCAGACCAAGAUUGCCAGAAAACCCCUCAAUGCCCAAGACGAGGCAGUUGUUGAGGGCGACGAAGGGGACGAUGGGGAAGACGGGGGAGAUGACAUUGUUUAUGAGAAGCCAAGAGUGGUGGAGAUUAGGAGGCCCGUCAUGGAUCCAAGACAGGCAAGCAACCUGAUGAGUGAGAUCCAAGCCAAGGGCAAGAAAUACGACGCCAGUGAUUCGGAGGAUGGUGAUGGUGUGACUACGGGUCCUUCACAUCCCAGUCUCGAGUCGCAAUCGCCCAUCACGCCCAGCGAAAAUGAGCCGCCGAAAAUCGAAAUUACGGGUGCUUCCUCCUCGGCGCCCGCUCCUCCUCCACCACCUCCUCCGCCGCCGCCACCCCCGCCGCCAAUGCCGGGCCAGAUCCCCGGCGCUGCACCCCCACCGCCACCACCUCCCCCGCCACCACCUCCCAUGCCUGGAAUGCUCACUCCUGGUGGUGGUGGUGCUCCUCCUCCUCCACCGCCUCCUCCGCCACCACCCAUGCCAGGAAUGGGCGGUCCUCCUCCACCUCCUCCGCCCAUGCCUGGCGCUAUGUCUGGUCAUUUCUUGUCUGUUCAAAGUACUAUAGCACCUACGACAAUUGGUCUACCUGUUGUCAGACCCAAGAAGAAGCUCAAGGCUCUGCAUUGGGACAAGGUUGAUGCCCCUGAAACCAGUCAUUGGGCUGCCCAUGCUCCCACCGCGGAAGAAAGGGAAGAAAAGUACUACGAGCUCAGUAAGAAGGGUAUUCUCGACGAAGUCGAGAAGCUGUUCUUGGCCAAGGAGAUCAAGCGAAUCGGGGCGGGAAGCUCUAAGAAGGAUGACAAGAAGCAGAUUAUCUCCAGCGAUCUGCGGAAAGCUUACGAAAUUGCUCUUGCCAAGUUCUCCCAACUAUCUGUGGAAAAGGUUGUGCAGAUGAUUAUUCAUUGCGACAAGGAUGUGCUUGACAACCCUGUAGUCAUGGAUUUCUUGCAGAAGGACGACCUAUGCAACAUAUCGGAUAAUAUUUCGAAAACAAUGGCGCCGUAUGCCAAGGACUGGACGGGACCCGAGCCCGAUGGGGGAACCCGGGAACUCGAUCCAUCCGAGCUCACACGCCAAGAUCAACUCUACUUGCAAACAGCAUUCGAGCUACAGCAUUACUGGAAGAGCAGAAUGCGGGCUCUGGCAUUGACGAAAAGCUUCGAAGCUGACUACGACGAAAUCAACGAGAAGAUUCGACUCGUUGUCACAGUUUCGGAGUCCCUCCGAGACUCGGUGUCACUAAUGAACGUGCUUGGUCUCAUCUUGGAUAUCGGUAACUACAUGAAUGACGCUAACAAACAAGCGCGCGGCUUCAAGCUCAGCUCGCUCGCGCGUCUUGGCAUGGUGAAGGACGACAAGAACGAAUCUACGCUGGCUGACCUCGUGGAGCGCAUCGUGCGCAAUCAAUACCCAGAAUGGGAGAACUUCACGCAGGACAUCGGAACCGUGAUGUCAGUGCAGAAAAUCAACAUCGAGCAGCUGCAAACAGACGCCAAAAAGUACAUCGACAACAUCAAGAAUGUGCAGAUGUCGCUUGACAAUGGCAACCUGUCCGACCCUAAGAAGUUCCACCCGCAGGACCGCGUCUCCCAGAUCGUCCAGCGCUGUAUGAAGGAGGCGCGUCGCAAGGCUGAGCAGAUGAGCUUGUAUCUCGAGGAGAUGACGCGCACGUACAAUGACAUCAUGGUGUUUUACGGCGAGGACCCGGCCGACGAGAACGCCCGACGUGACUUCUUCGCCAAGCUUGCCUUGUUCUUGAAUGAAUGGAAGAAGAGUCGCGACAAGAACAUUCAACUCGAGGAGACGAGAAAACGCAACGAGGCGAGCAUGAAGCGGAAGCAUGCCCAGCUCAAGAUCAACAAUGUCGUCGAGGGCGGUCCAGCCAGUCCGGCCAGUACCGGGGCGAUGGACAGCUUACUUGAGAAAUUGCGCGCCGCAGCACCUCAAGCAAGGGAUCAACGCGAUCGCCGACGGAGAGCUCGGCUCAAGGACAGGCAUCAAGUGCGCAUUGCCUCUGGGCAGAAUAUUCCCGAGAUCAGCGAGGUACCCGAGGCCGAGGCAGGGCUACGCUCUGACGGCACCGUCGCCACAGAUCCCAACGGCGAUCAACCCAUUAGUCCAGGAUUGUCGUCCCCUGGGGCUGGGGAGGGCGGAAGUGAAGAUGGACUGGCAGCCAGGGCAGAAAUGCUUCUGAGGGAUAUGCGCGGUGGCGGCGACGGGGCAGACGACGAUGGAGAUAAGCGGGACAGCCUGAGAAGAAGCGCCGCCGAAGAACGGAGGACGAGGCGGAGGAGGUUGAAGGCCGGCAGCGUCGCGAGCAGUACAGGAACCGGUGACGGAGAUGCAGAGGUUGCUGUCACUAGUCCCACGAAUGACGAAGCGCCGCCAGUACCGCCCAUAGUGCUGGAGGAAUGAUGGAGUGGAAACUGGGAGCGGGAUUGAUCUAUCAAUAUCAAAUACGUCGAAGGCGAUACAUAAUGUCUACAACCACAAAGCAGCGAUAAGCAAGCCCAUGGCGCUCCAAGACGACGAUUCGUGGGUCGGUGUCCUGUCAACCAGGGAAUAAGCGAAGGAUAUUAUUGGGGAGCCCACCACAGCCGGCAGUGCACCUCUUGGAGCUCUCGGCACAUCCACCCACCGGUUCGAUACUACCAACC